Papaver somniferum (opium poppy) is the source of this 1592-nucleotide messenger RNA. RefSeq names its product probable LRR receptor-like serine/threonine-protein kinase At2g16250. NCBI's taxonomy places the organism in Eukaryota, Viridiplantae, Streptophyta, Magnoliopsida, Ranunculales, Papaveraceae. The record is from RefSeq and is a predicted model, not a curated record. Gene Ontology annotation, molecular function: ATP binding; protein kinase activity. Gene Ontology annotation, biological process: protein phosphorylation. The transcript has 2 exons. Bases 582 to 1280 code for a protein of 232 amino acids. Gene Ontology annotation, cellular component: plasma membrane.
UUUUCUCUUCCUACUCCUCCCUGUCUCAGUAAUCUCUCACUUUCAGCAAGAUGAACUUAAUGUCGCUGAAGAACACUGCAAGAAUUUUUUUUCUUCUGAGCUUCUGCUUACCAAUUGUUUCUUUCAAUUGAAGCAAAUCAAUCGAUCUUGAUUCAGGUUCGUAAUUCUCCUCCACCUUCUUCUUUACAUUUUCAUCAAGAACCUCAGUUUCUUUGCAAUCCACCUUCGCUAAAUCAAUCAACGUCUUUCUUUAUUCACAAUCCAACUCCAUUUUCAUCUGUAAACUCACAAGAACCUCCAUUCACUUGUAAUCAACCUUCUCCAAAUCACUCGACGUAUUUCGUUACUCGUAAUCAUAAUUCUUUACUGUAUCAAGAACCAUGUUUUCUUUGCGACCAACAUUUCCAUUCACCCAAUCGAAUCAAGAACCGGAAUUUUCCUAUAAACGUUCAACAGCAAGAUUUCAUGUAGUGAGAAAAAAACUCAAUUCCACCUAUUCAGAAUAGCACCGACGUGAAAUUAAAGUUCCUGUGUUUAAUUGGGUGCCAAACUUAGGGUUUGGUGCUAUUUUCUUGUGCUUGAUGGGAUUACUACAAUGGAUUUGUUGUUGCUGUUCAAGAGAGCCUAAUGUUGUGAAUAACUACUCGGUCAUUAACCCAAACCCACUAUUAGCACAAGAAAGGAAUGAGUCUAGUGAAGAAAGGAUUGAGGAUGUGAAAGAGUGUACUACCAAACAAUCUUUGGGUAAAAACACAGAUUCACCACAAUCUGGUGUUGGAGUUGAAUAUAAUUUAGAGGAACUCGAAACAAUUACAAGGAAUUUCUCUCAAUUGCUGCAUACAGGACACUCUGGGUUGUUUUAUCAGGGCAUAAUAGGUGGAGAAGAUAUUGAAGCUGGUAAUACCCAGGUAGUUGUAAAGAGAAUUACAGAAGGGAACUACUUAGAGGAAUUGUCAGUCUUCAACCAGCUUACCAAAUCAAGGUUCGUUGUAGAAUUGAUUGGUUAUUGCAGUGAGGGUGGGUACCAGUAUUUGGUUUUUCAGUCCAUGAACAGUGACCUGUCUAGACAUUUCGGAUCUUCUACGAACUAUUUAGAUGGCAGGACUUGCAUCAUGAUAGCAAGAGACCUUGCUGAUGGUCUCACUUAUUUGCACAAUGAAUGUGCUAUGGCACACAGGGACAUACAACCAUCGAGUGUUUUACUUGAUAAAAACUUGCGAGCCCGCCUAGGAAGCUUGAAUAAAGUUACAGAAAAUCGUCAAGCUUACACAGAAAAAUGAUAAACUACUCUGGUCUUCGCCAAGGCAUUGUUCAAAAAGAUAUAUCGAUUGCAGAGGUGGCUCACCAGUUGGAAGAGUUGGUUCAACAGUUGGAAGAGUCGCCAUCUAAAGCCGAAGAAGAAGUGAAAGUGGAGGCGGAAGCGGUAGGAAACCUAGGAGUGGAAGAAGAAGAAGAGAAAGCUGUAGUGAACCAACCAAGGUUCCUGUCCAAACUUUAGACUCGGACGCGUUGUUUGUGCUCUAAUCCAGUUAUCAAGAGGAAGGGAAGCAUGAACAGAAACUGUUGGUCAGACUAGACUCUCAACAUAGCUU